Messenger RNA from Nomia melanderi (Alkali bee), 2434 nucleotides. RefSeq names its product RAS oncogene family member Rab6 (gene Rab6). Lineage: Eukaryota; Metazoa; Arthropoda; Insecta; Hymenoptera; Halictidae. The record is from RefSeq and is a predicted model, not a curated record. Gene Ontology annotation, molecular function: GTP binding; GTPase activity.
ACUUCCCAGUUAAACGUGGCUGCCUCACGACAGAAGGAAGGAGUGGCUUUGCGAUCUGUCAAGUUAAAUGAAUUCUCGUGAAAAUUGAUGACUUGUCGCAUUGAUUAAGUUGUUUCUGUGUGCUUAAUAUUGAUAAUUCAUCGUGCAGUAGUUCUGAUAUACAAAGAAAAUGUCGUCUUCGGGUGAUUUUGGAAACCCGUUACGUAAAUUUAAGCUUGUCUUUCUCGGCGAACAGAGCGUUGGAAAAACAUCUCUUAUCACACGGUUCAUGUAUGACAGCUUUGACAACACGUAUCAGGCUACAAUAGGUAUAGAUUUUUUAAGCAAAACUAUGUAUCUUGAGGAUAGAACUGUAAGAUUACAGCUGUGGGACACAGCAGGCCAAGAACGGUUUAGAUCUUUGAUACCAAGUUAUAUUAGAGAUUCUACAGUUGCAGUUGUCGUAUAUGAUAUUACCAAUGCAAACUCAUUUCACCAAACGUCAAAGUGGAUUGAUGAUGUUAGGGCUGAGAGGGGAAGUGAUGUAAUUAUUAUGCUAGUGGGUAAUAAGACAGACUUGAGUGAUAAAAGGCAAGUUCCAACAGAAGAAGGAGAACGAAAAGCUAAAGAAUUGAAUGUGAUGUUUACUGAAACUAGUGCUAAAGCUGGAUAUAAUGUAAAACAGCUGUUUAGAAGAGUAGCAGCGGCUCUACCAGGCAUGGACUCCACUGAAAAUAAGCCUCCUGAAGACACUGUCGACUUGCAGAACCAAUCACCGAUGCAGAACGGCUCCGAGUCCGAAGGGGAGAGUGGCUGCAUUUGCUAGGGAGUUGGUGGUUUAUCACUGUGCAGCUAAUAAAUGCUAGCUCCUUUGAGACAAUUCAGACACGAGAGAGAACCAAACGAUUCAUCCACAUACUAUUAACAAGAUGCUGGCUUCUUCUGAUGUCGACCAUCGUGGCCCGUGUAUGUUUGCGCGCGAGGAAGGCACAACAGAAAACAAUGUUUUUUCAUUAAACACCGUUCUUAUCGACUACUUCUGCCGUAAUCAUUUAAGUCGUUACUAGCGGGAUUCGUUGCUAUUCCAUGUUAAUCCAGGGAGAGGCUUCGUGCGGUUAUAGCGCGCGCGCGUUACGUUGUUGCACGUUGAAACAGGAACGUUUGCGAUCUCGCGCCGCGUCGCGAACCGGAAAUCGGCGUCGACCUGCGGAUCGACCGAUUACAUCAAUGUAAAUGCCUACGUCUUAAGAGCACGAUGAUAGGGCGGCCCCCUUUUUGUAAUACACCAGGCGAUCGAAGCAAUACGCAGCAAACCAGCUUUCUACGACUCCGUACAUAUCACGAUUUCUCGAUGUUAUCCUUCUUUUUACUUUUCACCUGUCCCUCUGAGUAUCUCUUAUUUUUCGAACACUCGAUCGGAAGUCGACCCCUAACUGUCAGCCAAUUCUCUAGCUCAUCUUUACCGUCGUUGUUUCCUUUUCCGAAUCGCGGCUUCGACCGCGGAAUCUACCAAUUGCAACACGCACAAAACACCGAGAAGCUUGAAACGAGUCUUAGACAUACCACACGUACACACACGAGAUCACGAGAAAACGACUGAAAGUAAAACGAAUAUAUUAGCCCAUCAUUACUCUGGUAGUAGUUUCGAAGAAUCAAACGAUCGAGCGACCGCAAAAGUCCCGUCGCGUAAUGAAAAGUGGGAAAUUGUAAUUCGUAGAGCGCGUUUAUUGGCGAGCCUUGUUUGGCGGUGAAUUGUUCGAGAUUUAUAAUGUAAUCGUAAUUACAAUCUUUAUAGACGUUUUUUCGAUAUUUCUUGGUAAUAAGCGAGAACGACUCUUGUUACGCGAUCCGUUCAUAAAUUGAGGAAGAAAAGACGCGCGGUUUCGACGAGAAAACGAAGAAGAGGACGAAAAAGAAGAAGAGAAAAAAAACGAAACAACAAUACAAAGAAUAGAAACGACGAUUUCGCAUUGGAAAGUGCUCAAAUUGCUUCUCACUCGCCAUUUUGUACGAAUCGUUUCGACGAGUCCGUAUUGUGCGUUUGUAUUGAUUUUUUAAACUAUAAUUCAGGGAUACUUCGGCGAUGCAAUGAUUCUUGCGAGCGGCGUCGUCCGCUGUCCGAAAGCGUUGUUCGUUUCAACGAAAUCGCUAAGCAAUAUUGUGUUCUCCACGGCUGAGGGUGGGCACGCGGUGAAUGCGUGAUUAGCGCUUACUAAUUAAGCGGGAAAAGAUCGACGAACGAAAAAAAAACAAACAAACAAAGAAAGCAUUGUAGAAAAUCGUUGCGAGGACGCGCGCGCGUCAAUUCAUGAACGUGUCUCGUGCGACGCUCCGCGACGAGCGUCGAGCGACGAAACACCGGUCUUGUGUUUCAUCGAGGAGACUGAACGCUUCUAGUACGCCAAUAUGUAAUUAAUUAAACGAAAUUGAGGUAACUCGAGCGAUCUGUAAGACC